CACCAAGUUUACUCGCCCAGGGUUUUAGCCGCCGCCGCCGCCGCACACCGAGCAGAGAGGGAGGGAGGGGGAGAGAGAGAGGUCGACGCCAUGGUGCAGCGGCUCACGUACCGGAAGCGGCACAGCUACGCCACCAAGUCCAACCAGACAAGGGUCGUCAAGACCCCAGGAGGGAGGCUCGUGUACCAGUACACCAAGAAGAGGGCGAGCGGGCCCAAGUGCCCGGUCACCGGCAAGAAGAUCCAGGGGAUACCUCACCUAAGGCCUGCUGAGUACAAGAGAUCCAGAUUAUCCAGGAACAGGAGGACUGUGAAUCGUCCUUAUGGUGGCGUUCUAUCUGGUCAGGCUGUUAGGGAAAGGAUCAUCCGCGCUUUCCUUGUUGAGGAGCAAAAGAUCGUGAAGAAGGUUCUGAAGAUCCAAAAGACCAAGGAGAAGACAACAUCAAAAUGAGACAGCCAAAGCUCUCUACACCCUUGAGAACUUUUUGGAGGAUGAUGGUGAUCGAAUCUCUAUCUGUAUGCUAGGCUGGUGGUUUCUGAAUUGUGAAUCUAGCUAGAGAUUGUGAUCAAUUUUCCAUGUUGUCAGGAUUGGAAGUCUAGACAUCUUCCAUGUUCCUUGUGGUUGGCUACUCUUAAAUUAUAUAUCCACAGAUUUUCUAUAUGUCUGGGCAUUA
This is a messenger RNA of Panicum hallii, 673 nucleotides long. Its product is annotated as 60S ribosomal protein L34-like. Gene Ontology annotation, molecular function: structural constituent of ribosome. Gene Ontology annotation, biological process: translation; ribosome biogenesis. The transcript has 4 exons. Bases 91 to 450 code for a protein of 119 amino acids. The record is from RefSeq and is a predicted model, not a curated record. Gene Ontology annotation, cellular component: cytosolic large ribosomal subunit; ribosome. Lineage: Eukaryota; Viridiplantae; Streptophyta; Magnoliopsida; Poales; Poaceae.